AUGUCAGACGAACACAUCAAAGAUAGAGCAGCAGAUAUCGUCAAGAAGAAUGACACACUGAGCAAUGAGUUGAAGGGAGUGUUGAUAUCCGCCAUCAGAGGAGACAAUGGUCUCAAUGUAUCAAAGAAUGUCAUAGAUCAGACUGACAUUGGCAACCCACUCCAACCUUUGGCAGAGAAGCUUCAACAAGCCCAAGCUCCCCCUGCUGCAGUACCAGGUGGUGCCCCAGCUCGUAAGUACAAAUGA
This is a messenger RNA of Acytostelium subglobosum LB1, 246 nucleotides long. RefSeq lists its product as hypothetical. The transcript is spliced from 2 exons. The coding region runs from base 1 to 246 and encodes 81 amino acids. The record is from RefSeq and is a predicted model, not a curated record. Lineage: Eukaryota; Evosea; Eumycetozoa; Acytosteliales; Acytosteliaceae.